AGUCCCCUCUCCUGGCUUUAAUCCAGCAGUUCAGUUUGCAGCAAGCACGUUGUGCAUUUAAACCCCCACCCCUCCACUUCCAAACAUCUUACACAUGCCGGACGGCUGCAGAAACGAGCAAGAAGAAGACAGAAGUAAAGAGUAUAAUUAAAAUACAGGACAACAGGCAGAACUGUUCUCAUGCAAAACAUACGUUCAUUUGCAGAGGGGAACCCUCUCUACACCGAGACCUCGGUGGAUUUGUUCCCUUGGUGCGAUGGAACUGACGAGUUCGUGAAUUGCAUCGUUUGAUGAAUAAAAUAUUUGCAGUUGGGCUGCAGGAGAUCCUGAUGACUGUUGCUGUUGGCAUCUCUCACUGUCGCUGUCAGCAGCGGCUGUAAAUUACGAUUUCCAACAUCUGCAGUAUUUUAUAUUUUGUCUAUUCAGUAUCCUUUGGUAAAGAGUAAGACCGAAGUUCAUGAGUUCUCCCAGCCUCAGCGACCUGGGCAAGAGCGAGCAAGCAGCCUUGGAGGAGCGGGGAACCCAGCAGAGACGCGCCGGCUCCAACGCCACCUGGAACAGCAUACAGCAUGCUGUAAUCGCUGUGUUCCAGCGGAAAGGUUUACCCGAUAAUGAACUUUAUAAUCUCAACGAGGGAGUCAGGCAAUUGUUGAAAACUGAGCUUGGAUCAUUUUUCACUGAAUAUCUUCAGAAUCAGCUCCUAACCAAAGGCAUGGUGAUUUUGAGGGACAAAAUUCGAUUUUAUGAAGGACAGAAAUUACUCGACACCGUAGCUGAAAUUUGGGAUUUCUUCUUUUGUGACAUCCUUCCUAUGCUCCAGGCAAUAUUUUACCCUGUCCAGGGAAAGGAACCCACUGUCCGACAGAUAGCUCUGCUGCAUUUCAGGAAUGUGAUCACGUUAAACGUGAAACUAGAAGACGCUUUGUCCCGGCCACGUGCAAGGGUCCCACCUUCACUCAUUCAGAUGCUGCUUAUAUUGCAGGGAGUUCAUGAAUCUAAGGGAGUGUCAGGAGAUUAUCUGCGAUUGGAGUUGUUGAUACAGAAGGUGGUGGCUCCAUACCUGGGAACAUACGGUUUGCACACAGGGGACGAACAUGUUACACACUCAGCAUGUUUUCUGGAGAAACGAUUCUAUCCACGCUGUUCGAAAUCAAAUGAAAUUCUGACCAAGAAUCCAGUGGUGCGCUCAAAGAGCUACAACAAUCCAAUGUUAACCCCAGUUGCAGAAUAUGAAAGCGAAGGAAGUCUGGUCAAUGGCACAAGUAUCAGAAGGCACUCUGUAUCAGAAAUGACAACUUGCAUCGAGUCUGAAGGCUUUUUAAAUCUCAGCCCCUGUGUCACUACCCCCACUAUAGACCCAAUGUCUGUCAUGACUGCCACAGCAGCACGGAACCACUUGCCUGGAGAGCAAGAGCGAGCUAGCAUACGAACAAUAAGUGAACUUCUCCAGUGCAAGACUAUGAGCGAACCCAUCAUCAGCCAACAGCAGGAUCUUUUCCAUGUUCAGGAUCCCAGAGAUGACCAAGACAAUGCCUUUGAGUUGUCAAGUAGCCCCUCCUUGAUACCUGCAGCAUCAUCCAGCCCUGAAAGCACAGGAGACAACAUUUUGGAAUCAGUCGGUACAGACUCAGAGGGGAUUUUUCUUGAUUUUGGCCAUAGAUGUUCAGAGACGCCAACAUACAGCAGAGAAAUGAGCAGACAAAGUGUGGUGUGACAUUAAAAACAGCAAAACUAAUAAUGUAGUGCUGCAAUAAAAGAAACCCCCAAAAUCACAGCCAAGCUGUAACUGUUGCACUGCCAGUUAUUAAACGCUGAAGUGUUUUUAAAUUCAUCAAAUUGAAGGGAAGGAACAUUUCUGAUAUAUGAUCCGAAUUUGAAGUAUGAACCUAGAAUCCUAGAAUGUAUUGUUAAGACCAGCAACAUUUAAUGUCUGCAGCAAAUUUACUUGCGCUUAAGAUACACUUGUUAUAAUUUAUAUAUUGAAUGGCAGCACCACAUCCAGCCUGAUCCAACAUAGAGGGGCAAACUCCUCAUUUUCUCAUUUCUUUCCCCUCGACACUCCAUUAAUCUUUGGCUUUGCAGGGCUGCUAAAGACUGCAGAAGUAUUUCUGCAGUACACAGUCUCUGAUAAUAUUGUUUUAGGUUACCAUGAGUUAUUGCUUUCUCUGGAUCUGUGUUGUUGCUACAUUUGCAGCUUAUGGCAGCUUUACAGAGAAGCAGAGCAGUAGAUCUUAAGUGACAGAAAGAGGUGAAAAUAUGAAUGAAGUAAUUUUUUAAAAAACAGGAUUCAAAGAGUUAAAUUUCCUACUUCUCAAUAAUAGCACCAUUGAGUACUAAGAGCCAAUGGUGUUGAUUUUAAAAAUAAUAUUCAGAUGAUGUUUCCCAAUUUAGACAUUUUGUGAACAAUGUGCAUUCACAUGUCACGUUCCUUUACCCAUUGCAAAUCACAAAAGAUGCCCUCAUUUACCAUGUAUUUCACAUAGUCUGCAAUGAUUCAUGCUUUAGAUCUUUGAUUUGUGGAUUUUUUUAAUGCUCGUGAUUUAUGCGAUAAAUUUAAGUAGCCAUCUAUCUGGAUAAACCUAUUGCGUGAAUUGUGACUAUUAAGAAAAAACUGAGUGCUGAGCCGGUGAUUAAAAUCUACUGAACUGCCUGGGAAAUCUUACACCAAGAGAUAUCUGAGCUGUUAGUGUUUGAAACUUUUAAAUUGCUGGUUAGAAGCUGCUUGAGGGCAACAUCAUGAUUUGCUUUACACCAGCUUCACGAAUGGGACCUGUCGGACUGAGGAAUUAACAUAAAGGAAGUCCUGUACAAAUUGAGUGUUCCAGACUUAACCAGCCAUUCAGUAACAAGGGGGGUUGAAAGAUGCUGAUAUGUGCUCUGAUAUUUCUCUUUACAGAAGAAAUCAAUAGAAUCGGCUUCUCCUGUUUUGAAGUGCUAAUCUCAUUGCGGCUGUAGUUUGAAGAUUCUGUUUCAGUGCUGAGGGAUCCCACAUGGAUUACCCACGUGAAAAAACUCUUUGUAAUUUGAAUGUAACAUAAGGGUGAGGAAAGAGAACAAUUCCCCACACAGGUUUUGUUCACGGAAUUUUGAGCAAGAAUCUAGAAAUGGGUCAGUCCAGUUUUACCCUGCUCAGCCAUCCCCAAAGCAAAGGCCAAUAUAUAAAGAUAACCUGGAUAAUUUAUUAAUCCAUAAGGCAAUACAGAAAACCUGAACACAAUCAAGCAUUGAUUCUGGUGCACCAACCAAUAAGAGCAGUUACUAAAGCAAUAAUUAAGUCUGUCAAUUCAGCAGUGGGGAGCAGUUGGGAAGGGAUGUGGGUUGAUUACCAUGCCACACAGAGAUAGCAUUUUACCAUCUCAUCCUUUUCUUGGAGACUCUACAUUCAAAAUUUUCCGUAACUUGCUUUAUCAUUUUUUGCCUCUAAAGGUUAUAAACAGGAACCCCUAUUCAUUUCUUAAUCAUUCUUUUUUAUCCUGUUCACCUCCUACGCUGUACUCUCUGAAGGUGUUGACUGUUUUCUCAGUGCCAGGCAGCCUCUGAUACAUAAUUCAUUUCAGCCUACUUGACAAUGGAGGCAUUACCACCAACCCCAUCGCUGUCUCACCAGGUAUAGAUGGCAAUCAAGAACACAAUCUAGAGGUGCUAAUCCCAACUGGAUACAAUUACACCAAUUAAAAUCAUUUAACUCAGCUGAGACUGCAAAUCAAACCUGGAACUCUCCUGGCUCGUCUGACUGCACUGUUCACUGGUUAAACUUGCUGAGCCAUCAGUAGAGUGGGUAAUGGAGUCUUGAUGCCAUUGUUGACUGCACCGUGUAGGCGUACACUUAGAUUUUGGCAACUAUUUUUUUCUGUUGUCUGACACUAUUUUAUUCUACUACACUGAAGUUGCAUGACCUACCACUCAUCCUAUUCAGUAGAAAUCUGUUACAAUAAAUAAAUGCAGUAGAGACCAGUUAACAGACACUGUUAAUGAAAAUAAUAGUUUAAGGAACCUUUGUUUAUUCCCAUUGCAUUCUACAAGAUUUGUUCAAUAGAACCAUUGGAUAUAGGAUAUGUGUGUGUUUUCCUUAACGUGGGUGCGCUCCAUUAUGAGGCUUACAUACUUGUAUUUACAAUUGUAAACUGUUCUGUAGAUAUAAUACCACAAGAUCCAUGAAUAUUAAUGAACAGUAAAUCUUAAUUUUCUU
Molecule: messenger RNA, 4189 nt
Organism: Carcharodon carcharias (great white shark)
Lineage: Eukaryota; Metazoa; Chordata; Chondrichthyes; Lamniformes; Lamnidae
Gene: prr5b
Product: proline rich 5b (renal)
Exons: 10
Coding region: 458-1714 (418 amino acids)
Biological process (GO): TORC2 signaling
Cellular component (GO): TORC2 complex
Source: RefSeq, a predicted model, not a curated record